AAAGUGAAACUUACUGAGUCACUGUGUUUGAGAUGAAAAAUGGAGCAGGAGGCUGUUCAGCUGGACCGAGAAACCUUUUCUUGUUCUAUCUGCCUGGAUCUACUGAAGGAUCCAGUGACUAUUCCCUGUGGGCACAGUUUCUGUUUAAGCUGCAUUAAAACACACUGGGAUGAAGAGGAUCAGAAAAGAAUCUACUGCUGUCCUCAGUGCAGAGAGAUCUUCACACAGAGGCUUGUUUUAAAGAAGAACACCAUGCUAGCAGCUUUAGUAGAGCAGCUGAAGAAGACUGGACUCCAAGCUGCUCCUGCUGAUCACUGCUUUGCUGGACCUGAAGAUGUGGCCUGUGAUUUCUGCACUGGAAGAAAACUGAAAGCCAUCAAGUCCUGUUUAGUCUAUCUGGCCUCUUACUGUGAGAAACACCUUCAGCCUCAUUAUGAUUCAGCUACAUUUAAGAAACACAAGCUGGUGGAGCCCUCCAAGAACCUCCAGGAGAACAUCUGCUCUCAACAUGAUGAGGUGAUGAAGAUGUUCUGUCGUACUGAUCAGAAGUGUAUCUGUAGUAUUUGUUUAAUGGACAAACAUAAAGGCCAUGACACAGUGUCAGCUAAAGAAGAAAGGACUGAGAGGCAGAGAGAGCUGGAGGAGAGACGAGGAAAAAUCCAGCAGAGAAUCCAGGACAGAGAGAAAGAUGUGAAGCUGCUUCAACAGGAGGUGGAGGCCAUCAAUCACUCUGCUGAUAAAACAGUGGAGGACAGUGAGAAGAUCUUCACUGAGCUGAUCCGUCUCAUCCAGAAAAGAAGCUCUGAUGUGAAGCAGCAGAUCAGAUCCCAGCAGGAAACUGAAGUGAGUCGAGUCAAAGAGCUUCAGGAGAAGAUGGAGCAGGAGAUCACUGAGCUGAAGAAGAAAGAAGCUGAGCUGAAGCAGCUCUUAAACACAGAGGAUCACAACCAGUUUCUCCACAGCUACCCCUCACUGUCAGCACUCAGUGAGUCUACACACUCAUCCAGCAUCAAUAUCCGUCCUCUGAGACACUUUGAGGAUGUGACAGCAGCUGUGUCAGAGCUCAGAGAUAAACUACAAGACAUUAUUCGAGACACAUGGACAAACUUUUCACUGACAAUCACUGAGGUGGAGGUUCUACUGUCAGAACCAGAACCAAAGAGCAGAGCUGGAUUCUUAAAAUAUUUGUGUUUAAUCACACUGGAUCCAAACACAGCAAAUAUGUAUCUAUUGCUAUCGCAGGGAAACAGGAAGGUGACAUGGAUGGGUCAACAUCAGUCUUAUUCUAGCCACUCAAAAAGAUUUACUGGCUGUUCGCAGGUUCUAAGUAGAGAGAAUCUGACUGGACGUUGUUACUGGGAGGUGGAGUGGAGAGGGACUGUAGUUUAUGUAGCAGUUGCAUACAAGGAUAUCAGCAGAGCAGGCAGUGGGAUUGAAAGCAGGUUUGGAUCUAAUAACAAAUCUUGGGUAUUAGACUGUUCAAAAGCCAGCUCUAGAUUUGGCCACAACAACAUGUGGACCUCCAUCUCAGGUCCUGUUUCCUCCAGGAUAGGAGUGUACCUGGAUCACUCUGCAGGUAUUCUGUCCUUCUACAGCGUCUCUGAAACCAUGACUCUCCUCCACAGAGUCCAGACCACAUUCACUCAGCCGCUACAUGCUGGACUUUUAGUUGGUUUUAACUGUGGAGACUUUGCAGAGUUCUGCAAACCCAAAUAGAUUUGUUUUGUCUUUUUUACUUAUGGUAUAUCAAGGUUCCCAGGUUUUAUAUCUCGGUUUUGCCGUUUUGUUCUUUAUUUUUCUAUUUUAUGUUACUCUGUCUGAACCCCUUAUCUAGCCAACAAAAUCU
This is a messenger RNA of Cyprinodon tularosa, 1846 nucleotides long. Its product is annotated as E3 ubiquitin/ISG15 ligase TRIM25-like. Bases 40 to 1716 code for a protein of 558 amino acids. The transcript has a single exon. The record is from RefSeq and is a predicted model, not a curated record. Gene Ontology annotation, molecular function: zinc ion binding; protein binding. Lineage: Eukaryota; Metazoa; Chordata; Actinopteri; Cyprinodontiformes; Cyprinodontidae.